GCCAGCAGGGCCGAGCCAUGAGCGCAGAGGAGAGGAGCUCCACCCCCAUCCACAAAACCUCCACGCCCACACACAAGAGUGCAUCCUCCUCCUCCUCCUCCCAAAGGGACAGCAGACAGGCAGACAGUUGGGAGAUUAUUGAGGGACUGAAGAUUGGACAAACCAACGUGCAGCGACCAGACAAGCAUGAGGGCUUUAUGCUGAAGAAACGGAAGUGGCCCCUCAAAGGCUGGCACAAGCGAUUUUUUGUUCUUGAUAACGGAAUCCUGAAGUAUUCCAAGUCCCCCAUCGAUAUUGGUAAAGGAAAGUUGCAUGGUAGCAUAGAUGUGGGAUUAUCAGUGAUGUCAAUCAAGAAGAGGGCCCGACGGAUCGAUCUGGACACAGAGGAGCACAUCUACCACCUAAAGGUCAAAUCGCCAGAUGUUUUCGAGGCCUGGGUGUCUAAGUUACGUCACCACCGUCUGUACCGGCAAAACGAGAUCGUGCGCUCUCCUCGGGACGCCAGCCUUCGCUCGUUCCCACCCCCGACGAACCUCGAGUCCCCCCAAACCACACCCUCCACCACACAUGAAGUCAAGUCCAAACCCAGCAGUCUGCCCUGGCAGCCCGCGACACCCUGCGGCAGCCUGCCGGUCUCCUACGGCAACGCGACGCCCUGCGGCAGCCUGCCAGUGUCCUACAGCAAUGGACAGAGUAAGGUGGCCGCCUGGCUCCAGGAGUCCGAGGAGAUGGACAAGUGUGCGGAGGAGUUGGCCCACUGUCAGUCCAGUCUGAUGGAACUGAGCCGGCUACUGCAGAGCCUGGAGAUCCUCCAGCGAACCCAGUCGGCACCAAACUUCACCGACAUGCAGACCAAUUGUGUAGAUUUAUCAAAGAAAGAAAAGCGUGUCAGCAGAAGAUGGAGAACAAAAAGUGUCAGCAAAGAUGCAAAAAUGCAGCUUCAGGUUCCGUUGAGUUCCAGUAUGUCUCCAGUGCGCCUCCAUUCGUCAAACCCUAACCUCUGUGCGGAGCUGUCUGAUUACCAGACUCCUGUCACACGCCUGGCAGACACCAUCGACUCCACCAGCGACUACAUCAAACUGCAGGAGGACUUCUGCCUCAUCGCUCAGAAAGUUCACUCUCUCCUCAAGUCUGCCUUCAACACUGUGGCUAUAGAGAAAGAGAAGAUCAAACAGGCACUGUCUGAACAGGAGCAGACGGGCCAGUCUACCCAAAUCAUGACUCUCCGACGCUCCCUGUCUCAGGCCCUGUCGCAGAACGCAGAGCUGAGGACCCGUUUGAAUCGGAUUCACUCAGAGUCCGUCCUGUCUGAGCAAAUGGUUAGUGUUACCAUCAUCCCCAGUACAGACGAGGCAGGUGAACAGAUCCACGUGGGAAUUCCCCUCACUCAGCAGGCCUCUAACGAGAGCAGGCUCUCCAUGUCCGAGUCUGUGUCCGAGUUCUUCGACGCCCAGGAGGUGCUCCUGUCAGCCAGCUCCUCAGAGAAUGAGGCAUCGGAUGAUGAGUCAUACGUCAGUGAUGUGAGCGAUAACAUUUCAGAGGACAACGCCAGCGUCACGGAUAACGUUUCCAGACAGAUGCCCAACGGCGACCUGACAGGGGGUGCGUUUCGGAACGGGCGUCGCACAUGCCUCCCAGCCCCUUCUCCGGACACCAGCAACCUAAACCUGUGGAAUAUCCUGAGGAAUAACAUUGGGAAAGAUCUGUCCAAGGUGUCCAUGCCGGUGGAGCUCAACGAGCCCCUCAACACCCUGCAGCACCUGUGUGAGGAGCUGGAAUACAGCGAACUGCUGGACAAGGCCGCCGACACCGGCGACCCCUACGAACGCAUGGUUAUCGUUGCAGCUUUUGCAGUCUCAGGGUACUCGUCCACGUACUACAGAGCAGGAAGUAAGCCAUUCAACCCUCUGCUGGGAGAGACAUAUGAAUGUAUCCGAGAAGACAAAGGCUUUUGCUUUUUCUCCGAACAGGUGAGCCACCAUCCGCCCAUCUCUGCUUGUCACUGUGAAUCCAAAAAGUUCACCUUUUGGCAAGAUAUCCGAUGGAAGAACAAGUUUUGGGGGAAGUCGAUGGAGAUCCUGCCGAUCGGGACAAUCAGCGUAAUGUUUCCGAGUUACGGCGAUCAUUAUGAGUGGAAUAAAGUGACCACUUGCGUCCAUAACAUCCUGAGUGGUCGACGAUGGAUAGAACACUACGGUGAGAUCACCAUCCGAAAUCUCAAAAGCAGCACCUGCAUCUGCAAGCUCACCUUCGUUAAGGGAAAUUACUGGAGUUCGAACGUGAAUGAGGUGCAGGGUUUUGUGAUGGACCAGGAGGGGAAAGUGGUUCAUCGGCUGUUUGGGAAGUGGCAUGAGGGCCUGUACUGCGGGGUGCCCCCCUCUGCCAAAUGCAUCUGGAGACCAGGCUCCAUGCCCACAGACUAUGAACUGUAUUAUGGAUUCACCAGGUUUGCCAUUGAGCUUAAUGAACUAUGUCCUGAGAUAAGGGAUCUGCUGCCCCCUACAGACGCACGCUUCAGACCUGACCAGAGGUAUCUCGAGGAGGGAAAACUCGAGCGGGCGUCUGCGGAGAAACAGAGAAUCGAGGACCUUCAGAGGACCAGGCGUAAGUGGAUGGAGGAAAACAACAUCAAACAUGAGCCGCGCUUUUUUAAAAAAGUUGUGGAUGCCAAUCAAAGAGAGAGGUGGGUGUCCAACAACAUGUACUGGGAGCUGCGGAAAGAUCCGGGCUUUCUCAAACUGGAAAACCCGCAACUGUGGUAG
Molecule: messenger RNA, 2762 nt
Organism: Chanos chanos (milkfish)
Lineage: Eukaryota; Metazoa; Chordata; Actinopteri; Gonorynchiformes; Chanidae
Gene: osbpl6
Product: oxysterol binding protein-like 6
Exons: 22
Coding region: 18-2762 (914 amino acids)
Cellular component (GO): cytosol; plasma membrane; nuclear membrane
Molecular function (GO): cholesterol binding
Source: RefSeq, a predicted model, not a curated record